CACCAACCGCCACGAGGCCUUGAUUCGGGACCAUAUCAAGACCGGCUACUCUUGACACUUUCCCCCUUUGAGUCUCUUAGGUAGACAGAGUAGUUAUUCCGCUCCACCCGAUUCCCAUCUACGUCGAAGUCCCUCAUUCGCUCCAUGUUCUCCUACCAUCGUUCCCUAACUCCUUAAUCCCCUAAGCUUCCCUUUUUGCUCUCUACAUUUCGUUUCCCUUCACCGAAUGCACGCUGCGCGGUUGCAGCACCCUUGAAUCCGCUACGAUGACCACGCGGUCGCAGAAACAACAGCAACAACAGCCGCAGCAGAAGAAGAAACCUUCGGAGUAUCAAUCGAUCGCCGGUCAAUUCGCUGCUGCAAAGGAAACACAAGCACGGGAAGCGGCAUCCGGACGCUCCAGUGAACAGAUCAAACAGCGGAGCGCAAUUCAGUUGACCAAUUUCAAAUACAACCAUGGCCUUCUCGUCGCAUUACUGCUGAGCUUCUUCUACUUACACGGCGUGGGAUUGUUCCUUUUCACUAAGGGCUUCCUGUUGACGCGGCUGGUGCUCGAGCACAAAUCCUCCUGCCAGAUCUCACCGCUUCAGGCAUACGGGGAUGCGCCGCUUAUCAACUCAGAAAAUGGCUGUUGGCAUCCGAAGACCUUCAACAAGGCGGUUGUGGUAAUUGUCGAUGCGCUGCGAUACGACUUUACCGUUCCGUUCGUUUCGGAAGACAACUCGAGCUUGCCUCUCCACUGCCACAACGCCUUCACGACGCCAUACGAGAUUACCUCCAAACAUCCCGAGAAUUCUGUCCUUCUCCCGUUCAUCGCUGACCCGCCCACUACCACGCUACAGCGUCUGAAGGGGCUCACGACCGGCACGCUCCCUACGUUUAUCGACGCCGGCAGCAACUUUGCCGGUACCGCUAUUGAAGAGGACAAUGUCAUCGCGCAGCUCAAGUCAUUGGGCAAGCGGAUGGCCUUCAUGGGCGACGACACGUGGAUGGCGCUCUUCCCAGGCUACUUUGAAGACGAUAUGAACCACCCGUAUGAGAGUCUGAACGUUUGGGAUCUUCACACUGUCGACAACGGCGUGAACGAACACAUUUUCCCCCUUCUGGACCCAAAGAACUCGACGAAAUGGGAUGUUCUGUUCGCGCAUUAUCUCGGUGUGGAUCAUGCCGGCCACAGAUACGGCCCCGAUCACUUCGCCAUGACCGAGAAACUGACCCAGAUGGACGGCAUUAUCCAGCGGCUGGUUAGCAGCAUCGAUGACGAGACCCUGCUGAUUGUCAUGGGAGACCACGGCAUGGAUCCCAAGGGCGAUCACGGUGGAGAGUCACAGGGCGAGAUUGAGGCCGCGCUGUGGAUGUACUCCAAGAAGCCAAUAUUUGGACGUCUACCGGAAGCUCUAUUGCCCAAGGACGAACCUCGGUCCGUAGCUCAAAUUGAUCUUGUUCCCACACUCUCGCUUCUCCUGGGAGCACCCAUCCCGUUCAACAACCUGGGAGCACCCAUUGCGGAAGCUUUCCUCGGAAAGCGAGGCGACGAAGGGAUGAAGAACUUGGCUACUGUCUCCCGGUUGACGUCUGCCCAAAUCAAGCGGUACCAACGAGAGUACGCCGGGCCGGAUUCGGAGGAGGAUCCACUGGUGAAAGCUUCCUGGGAUGACGGUCAGGCCAAGUGGAACAGCGUGCGAGGCAAGUGGAAGGUCACCGGAGACGAGUGGCAGGGCAUCUACAGGGACUUUUCCACCCUUCAGCAAGAGACUCUUCGCAUCUGCAAAUACCUCUGGGCGAGGUUUGAUUUGGUUAGCAUGGGCGCCGGCGUGUCUGUAUUGGCCGGCAGCAUUCUGGUCCUGGCGAUCUACGCUAGGGGAUUCGUGGGCGACAACAUGGAGCUCACGGAUGCGCUUCUUAAGAGGAUUUGCAAUGGACUCAGUGUUGGCACUCUUGCUUCCCUGCCAGUGGCUUUCACUCUCAGUGAAAAACUGGAAGUUCCAAAACUGCAUGCGAUUCUGUUUGGCACGGCGAUGGGGGCUAUUCUCGGCUUUCUCUUCGCUAGCAUUCAAGUCCGUAAUAGGCUUGCAUCCGUCCUACCAACCUCUGGCUGGGGAUUCCUUUCCCUUCUCCUCACAGUCCUCAACUCGAUCAUGUUUGGCUCCAAUUCGUUCACCAUCUGGGAGGACAAAACGCUCACGUACUUCAUCGCUACCUUUGCAGUUGCCACUUUCGUUGCCUCGCAAAGAAUUAAUGACUCUGCGAGCCGGAUUUUGGGAACCUACCACUCCAUCAUGCUCCUCAUCCUCACCCGUGCGGCUUCGUUUUCACGACUGUGCAGAGAGGAGCAGAUGCCCUUUUGCGAGAGCACCUUCUAUGCUUCUGCUACGUCCUCUGUAUCGGCUCCAUGGACUUUGGGCAUGCUGUUCGUCAUGGCCCUGGUGCUUCCGUCGAUCGUCAGGUCAUUUUACACCGGCAGCAGAUCGUACGAAGGACCGGCGCCAUUCUUCAUUGGUUGGGCUUUCCGUGCAGGACUUUUCUUGAUCGCGAUUUUCUGGACUCUUGAUUCUGCCGACAACGGUUCCUGGUUCCCACAAUACGACGGGAUGAUCAAGGGUACAAAGAUCGUCAUUGCCCAAAUUGUGCUGGCUGUGGCCCUGGUCGCUGGCCAUGUCGGGUUUGGAUGGUCGUCCCUUUGCCUUGACAUCGAUGUCCAAGACAACGAGGUAAAGCCGGAAGAAGGAAAGAAAGUGAUGUCCGCCAGUGGGCGUACCGUCACAAUCCUCGGUUAUGCCAACGCCCACGGUAGCCGAUACUUUCUCCUGGUUGUUUGUUGGGCUCUGGCCCUCAUCCUCCUCCAGAAGCCGAUGGGUGGACUCUCAAUGGGUAUCUUGUUGUGGCAGAUCCUGACGGUGCUGGAGCUCAUUGAUGUCAACAACCUGUCAUCCUCUUCGAUUGGACCUGUGGUUUUGGCGCUGCUGGGCAAUUCCCACUUCUUCUCCACCGGUCACCAGGCUACGCUCUCGUCGAUUCAGUGGGAGUCCGCCUUCAUCCCCCUCACUUCAAUCCGGUACCCAUGGUCGCCGCUCCUAGUGGUGGGCAACACACUCGGUCCGCAGAUUCUCACGGCAAUCGCAGUGCCGCUAGUCGGGCUGUGGAAGGCGCCGCCAAAGAAGGCACAGGACGAUGAGGAGGGUGCAUUGGGCAGAGUAGCUCGGGCAAGUGCCACAUAUAUGCUCUUCCAGGCAACGAUAGCAGGGGCGAGCAUGGUUUGUGCUGGGUGGUUGAGGAGGCACCUGAUGUUGUAUCGCAUCUUCAGUCCAAGGUUCAUGUUGGGCGGUGUUACAUUGCUUGUGACAGAAAUCGUGUGUAUUAUUGUUGGUGUUGGAGGUGUGAGAUGGAAUUGGGCGGCGGUUGGUGAGGUGUUUGGAUAUGCGUAGUGAAUGUAUCAGGAUGAAGGAGAUCAUAGAUGUAAUACCGUAUGUGCCGUUAAACUUGUACUAGUUAGUAGGGACGGGGAUGGGGAUGUAUCACCCUCCCGAGGAGUUCAAUAGAAUCAUCGAAC
Messenger RNA from Tricharina praecox, 3550 nucleotides. RefSeq lists its product as uncharacterized. Bases 267 to 3425 code for a protein of 1052 amino acids. Lineage: Eukaryota; Fungi; Ascomycota; Pezizomycetes; Pezizales; Pyronemataceae. Gene Ontology annotation, biological process: GPI anchor biosynthetic process. Gene Ontology annotation, molecular function: mannose-ethanolamine phosphotransferase activity. The transcript has a single exon. Gene Ontology annotation, cellular component: endoplasmic reticulum membrane. The record is from RefSeq and is a predicted model, not a curated record.